CAAAAUAUAAAUAGAAAACUUAAGAAAAUGAUGAUAAAAGAUAAUUUGAAAGUAUCGAUUAACAUUUUUUUCUUAAGCAUACAUUCUUGUAUAAUUCAAAGUGUAUUCAACACUUCGGUAUAAUUGAAUCAUGCAUGGUAACACGGAUAAGUCAUCAAUAUGUGUUCAAAGGAUCAAUACAGUGAGAUGAAGGAUAAAUUUAAACCACCCAAAUUGAAGCAGCCAACAACUACUCGAGCUCGUUGUUAUGAACAGUUCCUUUGGCAAGAGUUGUACGACGAAUACAUUCGCUACAAUGACCGUUUGGUUAAUAUAAAGCCUGACAAAGCAAAUACAGAAUAUUUUGAUGAAUAUUGUAAAAAGGUACCAAAAGAAGAUAUGGCUAAAAAGGAGCGGUUGAUUAAUAUUUAUCCGUUAUACAGCACAAGUGCUAUAACGGUAUGGAAUAACAAUGGUGAUAUAACUAGAGAUUUUAAAAAGCGUUACAUUAUAACUCGACCGGUGCAAGAACAAGCUGAACAGUUUGGAUAAAUUUUUUGAGUGAUUCGAGAUCUCCUCUACAAGGGUUGAAAUCACGACAACCAGGACGCACCGUUUUUUUUGAAGCCCCCACUCCACCGGCCCGUAUCUCGACGAAUUUUGUUUUUUUUUUGCAAUUGUUUUUAUAUUAUUAAAAUGUCAAUAAAAAACAUAUAUAAAAUGUAUAGUA
This is a messenger RNA of Zeugodacus cucurbitae (melon fly), 709 nucleotides long. RefSeq lists its product as uncharacterized. The record is from RefSeq and is a predicted model, not a curated record. The transcript has 4 exons. Lineage: Eukaryota; Metazoa; Arthropoda; Insecta; Diptera; Tephritidae. The coding region runs from base 160 to 531 and encodes 123 amino acids.